Serpula lacrymans var. lacrymans S7.9 is the source of this 345-nucleotide messenger RNA. RefSeq lists its product as uncharacterized. Lineage: Eukaryota; Fungi; Basidiomycota; Agaricomycetes; Boletales; Serpulaceae. The record is from RefSeq and is a predicted model, not a curated record. The transcript is spliced from 2 exons. Bases 1 to 345 code for a protein of 114 amino acids.
AUGAGCUCCCUACAGAUCCUCCAAUGCAUCCUUGAAGAAACCGGACCUCAAGCUUCUGUCAAGUUCCGAGUCAAGGAAGCAACUGACCACAAAGGUUCGGAUCCUUUUGCUCACAAACUGGGAGGAUCGAGGGACUCCAAGCACAUCAAUCAUGCGGCCUUGAAGAAACCGGACCUCAAGCCUUCUACUGACUUCAAGGAAAUUCUAACUUCAAUAACAAAGAUCCUCCAUGACGUCGCAAGGUCCCCAGUAUUGCGGGCACUGGGAGUAUUGAAGGACUCCAAGCACACCAGUCAUGCGGCCUUGAAGAAACCGGACCUCAAGCCUUCUACUGACUUCAAGUAG